AUGAGCGCAAACGAAGUGCACGGGAUUCCCGCGUUUGCCACGCUGUCGGAAUGGAGGCAGUUCUCAACCGGUAUGACACGGGAAAAAUGCUGGAACUUGGCCUGUCUUGAGCUUCAGUCUCUUCUACCGGUAACACCUGAGGUCGGUCGAUUUGACUACCGAGACGCCCAGGUUUUGUUCUAUAUGCACCAAAACAUGGUGGAGACCAACAACUAUGUAAUCCUUAAACACUGCGGUUGGAUGGCGAGCCCGCAGACCGACAACCUCGAGUACUUUCUGGUCGUGCUUCUCAAGUUGGAAAAGGCCUACGAGUCAUACCAGGACGAAGAGCUGUUCGCUCAAACGCUAACACUUGCAAGGGAAAUGUGGAGGUUGCGGCAACUCGGCGACGACUCCUUGAUAAACACUCGCAAAGUUUUGACAGUGGAACCUGGGAACUCGGUAGGUAUGUACCGGCCGGAUCUCAGCCCUUCUGGACCCAACGAUUUCGAAAUCAAGGUGCUCGAAAAGAAAAUUGUUUUUUUGGGGGGUUCUCAUCAUGAAGACAAGCGCACACGUCUGGAGAGUGUUCGUUGGAGAUGGCCCGCAUAA
Molecule: messenger RNA, 591 nt
Organism: Podospora bellae-mahoneyi
Lineage: Eukaryota; Fungi; Ascomycota; Sordariomycetes; Sordariales; Podosporaceae
Exons: 2
Coding region: 1-591 (196 amino acids)
Source: RefSeq, a predicted model, not a curated record